Lactuca saligna is the source of this 4475-nucleotide messenger RNA. Lineage: Eukaryota; Viridiplantae; Streptophyta; Magnoliopsida; Asterales; Asteraceae. The record is from the annotation of a GenBank genome assembly.
AUGGCUUUUUCUUCAACUUCAUCGGUUCACAAGAGCUUUAAGUAUGAUGUAUUUUUGAGUUUCAGGGGCGAAGAUACUCGUACAAACUUCGUUGAUCAUCUUUAUCAUGCUCUCCAGCAGAAAAGCAUUCAUACUUACAAGGACGAUGAGAAAAUCAAAAAAGGUAAAAAGAUCAGUGAUGAACUCAUCGGAUCGAUUGAAGAUUCAAAGUUCUACAUCAUUGUUUUCUCAAAGAACUAUGCCUCUUCAUCUUGGUGCUUGGAUGAGCUAGUAAAGAUAAUGGAGUGCCACAGGACGACAACAGAGCACACUGCUUACCCUGUCUUCUAUGAUGUGGAACCCUCCGAAGUCAGAAAACAAAGUGGGGCAGUUGGAGAAGCAUUUGCCAAGUACGAAAUGGAAGAGGCUGCUGGGAAAUGGAGAGUGGCUCUGAAAGAAGCAGCGGAUCUUGCUGGGUGGGAGUUGAAGAAGACUGCUGAUGGACAUGAAGCUAAAUUUAUCCAGAGAAUAGUUGAAGAGAUUUCACUAGAGUUGCGUUCCAUCAGUUUCAACAUUGAUGAAAAGUUAGUAGGAAUGGAGACCCGGAUCCAAGAUCUUGUACCAUCUUUAGGAAAUGGUUGUGAUGAUGUUCGCAUGAUCGGGAUCAAGGGGAUUGGAGGUGGUGGAAAGACAACUUUAGCAAGAGCUAUUUUUGAUGACAUAUCCUUUCAGUUUGAAGAUAAAAGCUUCGUUGAAAAUGUCAGGGAAAAUGCUUCUUUGUCAGGUUUAAAGUCGUUGCAAAAGCAAGUCCUUUCAGAUGUCUUAAAUGAAGACAUACGUGUAAGUAGUAUUUAUGAUGGGAAACACAUGAUGAAGAGGAGGAUGCGUGAUAAAAAAGUUCUUGUUGUUCUGGAUGAUGUGGAUCAUAUAGACCAGCUUGAGGCAUUAGCCGGUGAGCUUAAUUGGUUCAAGCUAGGAAGUAGAAUUAUCAUCACAACAAGAGAUGAGCAAGUGCUUGUAGCACACAGAGUGCGGUUCAUUCAUGAUGUCAAUUUGUUAUCGUAUAAUGAAGCGAUUUGCCUAUUCAAUAGGUGUGCAUUUGGGAGAGAUAUUCCAGUUAAAGAGUAUGACGAGCUGUCAAGACAAGUUGUACGUUACGCUGCUGGUCUUCCUUUAACAAUCAGAGUUUUGGGUCUGUUUCUUUGUGGUAAAAAUGAGCUUGAAUGGAUAGAUGCCCUAGAACGACUAAAAAAGAUUCCGUUAACAGAGACUUUGAAAAAAUUGGAACUAAGCUAUAUUUCUCUAGAGGAGGAUUACAAGGAAAUGUUUCUAGAUGUUGCAUGCAUCAUGAAAGGUUGGCGGAAAGAUGAUGCAAUCAAAGCACUUGAAUGCUGUGGAUUUCAUGCUAGAAAUGGUUUAAGAGUUCUUAAGCAAAAAUCUCUCAUAACUAUUAAUUAUGAUAAUUCCAAUAAAUGCAAGUAUGUGGGCAUGCAUGACCAUCUUGAAGAAAUGGGCAGAAAUAUUGUUCGCCGCUCACACCCGGAUAAACCUCACAAACAUACCCGAUUGUGGAUUUGCGAAGAAAUUGGAAAUGUAUUGGCUAAUGAUUUGGGUACGAAAGCGACAAGGUGCAUACGACUCAACACUCAAAACAGCAAUCGGAUAUUUGAUAUAAAAGGUCUUGGAAAGAUGAAGGAACUUAGAUUUCUUUAUGUGGGAGCUGCUCGUGGUGUGUAUUCGGAUUCUAAUUUGUAUUGGGUGUGGAAUAUAGUCAACCCAGAAUUUCCAAAUGCUUUACGAUAUGUACAUAUCAUCGGUUACCCUUUUAGGUCUUUACCCAUAACAUUUCAAGCAAGUAACCUUGUUGCACUUAAGAUGGCUAGCAGUAAAAUUGUACAACUUUGGGAAGGGGGAGAACAGAAGGUUCUUAACAAGCUGAGAAUCCUGGACCUCAGUUGUUCAAUGCUGACUACCCUUGACCUUGGACUUACUCCAAAUCUUGAGACGUUAGAUCUUGGACGAUGUUCUAAUUUGGCAGAUCUUCGCAUGCCUGUUGAAUGUUUAAAGCUCAUACGCAUCGACCUCAGCAAUUCAAGUUUGAUCAGGACCCUUGACCUUAGGCUGGCACCAAAUCUCAAAGAGUUGAUUCUUAACUUCUGCAAAUGUUUGGAAAAACUUCAGAUGCCUGAUAGAUGUCUAAAUCUCAAGUACUUAGGACUCGCUAAUUCAAAGUUGAGGACUCUUGAUAUUGGUCUUAAUCCAAAUCUCCAGGAAUUAGUUUUUGGAAAAUGUGAUUACUUGGAAGAACUUAACAUGGUGAAUGAAUGUCAAUAUAUCACCAACCUCAACAUUAGUUUUUCGAGGUUGAGGGCGCUUAACCUUGGGCUGUUUCCGAAUCUGAAGAGGUUAGAUCUUGGAGGAUGUUGUCAUUUGGUAGAACUUCACAUGCCUGUUGAAUUUUUAAAGCUCAAAUACCUCGAACUUAAAGGUUCAAGUUUGAGGACCCUUGAUCUUGGACUCGCUCCGAAUCUUGAAGAGUUGUCUCUUUUUAAUUGCAAAAAGUUGGAAAAACUUCACAUGCCCCGUAGAUGUCUAAAUCUCAAAUACUUACUAAUCUCUAAUUCAAAGUUGACGACCCUUGACAUUGGGCAGACUCCAAAUCUCAGGAAUCUAGAUCUGCAUGAAAAUUCUCACCUGGAAGAACUUUACAUGGGAAAUGAAUGUCAAAUGCUCACCAACCUCAACAUUAGUCAUUCAAAGUUGAGAACCCUUGACCUUGGACUGACUCCAAAUCUCGAGAUUUUACAACUUGACAAAUGUUAUAAUUUGGUAGAACUUAUGUGUUCUUGCACGUACCUUAAGAAGUUUUCCGGAAGCAUUUGUGGGUUACGACGUUUAAGACAGCUUCAACUAGAAGGUAGUAUCCUUGAGGUGCCUGAGGACCUAUACAAGUUAGAAAAUCUCAAGGAGCUAAUCUUAUCGUCUACAGAGUGGGAUGAUUUUCAGAAGAUUGGAAGGCCUACAAAAGCCAUUUUACAAAGAACCAUUGCAACAGGUUAUCAGGAUGCUAUUAAGUUUACUUUAAUCAUUAUGGUUUACCAAUUUUUUGACCUGAAGAGGGAAAGAUAUGCCAAUGUGCUUGUGAUGAUCAGAAUCUCAACUUUGUCAAAGGUUUAUACGAUGUUAUUUUAUAGGUAUCCUUCUCCUGUGUUACACCUUCAAGGAUCUGGGCUCCAUGGGCUCUUUGCAGGAUCUCUAUCAUUCCUUGUGGAAUAUUUGGCUUCGGAUCUAAUCAUGGGUAGUGAUGGAAGCUGUCAAGGUGUCAUUUCACUGAACAUGGAGGAUGGGAUGUUGCAUUGAUUUUGUUCUUCAGCAAUCUUGGCAACUGGGGUUUGUGGUACAUCAUAAAUCAUAACUCUCAGCAACCUUUGCUCAUAAUUUGGUCUCCACAUUGGAUCUUCAGUUUUUAUAUGGAGUUUGUGCCUUGUUAUUGAAGAAAAGAGAUGCUGAGAAAUUGAUGAAACACAAACUUGGCACGAGAGGCAUUAAGGAAGGGAGAAGGAUCGCUACACAAGUCUUGUUUUUUUCAAAGAAUGUAGAAGAGGGAGAUAUGGAGUUAAAAAGUAUAGGAAACUAUGGUGAUUGGAUUACCAACACUUCAUUCCAUCAUUUAGGAACAUUAAACUCAAGCAUGUACAAAAUUUCUUCCAAGGAAUUAUGUGACAAAUCGAAAUCCCACUGUACAAAACUUUCAGAAAACAAAACUUCAUAACAAUAAGACGACAGUAAUCAUAAUCCAUCAAUAGAAAGUAGCAAAAAAAUCAUCUAAAGCAAAUCAAAGUCUUGAAUCAAAGGGUGAUGAUGACUAGCUACAACUCUGCACGAAAUGAAACAUACACCCAGGAUCAAUCUUGAAGCCCAAAGUACAAGUCUUGAGAGAAUGAAGAAUGGAAGAAUGACGAACCUGAUUAGCUGGAGAGACACAAUCAAACUUCAUACAUCAUACCUGAAUUGCAAAAGAGGAAGUGGAAUGCGGAGGCGUACGGUGGUGCUAUGGUGUUAGAGAGGUAUGAAAGAGACGAGGGGAAUAGGAAAAUCAAAGAAAGGCUGGAAGGCACGGUGGUGCUAUGGUAGGACGAGGUUGCGAUGGGUGUCGCCGGUGGAUUAAAUUUUGGGGGUGGGGUAAAUUGGUGUUAGGUUAUUUGCUGUGACGUCCUUUCUAGUUUCUACUUUGUACUUUCUACGGCUCAAGGGAAGAUAAUGGGUCGGUUUGUAUAGUCGGGUCUGGAGGAUUAGGGGAUCCGAUAAGUGGGUAAUAGAAGGGCGGGGCAAGUACAGGGCUGAUUUUUGUUGAUAAAAUUUCACAGCUUUUUUAUUUUUUUCUCUAAAAUAGUCUUUAUCAAACUAUUUUUUUUUGGCAUGAAUGAGCUUUUUAGAGCAAACCUUGCACACCACAGUGGUCAUGUUAGUUUUAAAUUUGUCUCGUUACUGGUCCU